Messenger RNA from Scomber japonicus (chub mackerel), 3692 nucleotides. RefSeq names its product NLR family CARD domain-containing protein 3-like. Bases 48 to 3239 code for a protein of 1063 amino acids. The transcript has 10 exons. NCBI's taxonomy places the organism in Eukaryota, Metazoa, Chordata, Actinopteri, Scombriformes, Scombridae. Gene Ontology annotation, molecular function: protein binding. The record is from RefSeq and is a predicted model, not a curated record.
AACCCGAACCUGAACCCAGCUGUGUGUCCUUGAAGAGCGAUGAAUCGAUGCAUCCACCAUUACUCUUCAAAAAUGAACUUUCUUCACAGACACAGAGGAAGCUGGACCAACCUGAAUCCAGCUGUGUGUCUAUGAAGAGCAACAGUUCGAUAGAGCCACCGUUAGGCUUCAAUAAUCAACAUUCUUCACAGACAGAAGUAGACCAGGAGAGCUCAGAGGUUCCCAGUGGUCAGUGUGCCCAGCAGCAUCAAACACACCUGGACUCCAUAUUUAUGCUGCUGGAGGAGAACAUCGUCACUUUUGUGAAGAACGAACUGAAGAAGAUGCAGAAGAGUCUGAGUCCAGAUUACCCAGAAUGCUUAGAGAAUCAGAGGGAGGAUGAGGAGGUGUUGGACGGUGAGGAGGAAGAGCAGAAGAGGAGCAGCAGAGAGGCAUUUCUGAAGAUCACACUGCACUUCCUGAGGAGAAUGAAGCAGGAGGAGCUGGCUGAGCAUCUGCAGAGCAGAAAUGUUCCUGCUUGUUGUCGGUCUAAACUCAAGUCUAACCUGCAGAAGAAGUUCCAGUGUGUGUUUGAGGGGAUCGCUAAAGCAGGAAACCCAACCCUUCUGAAUCAGAUCUACACACCUCUCUACAUCACUGAGGGAGGGACUGCAGAGGUCAAUGAUGAACAUGAGGUCAGACAGAUUGAAACAGCAUCCAGGAAACCAGUCAGACCAGAAACAACAAUCAGACAUGAAGACAUCUUUAAAGCCUCACCUGGAAGAGAUGAACCAAUCAGAACAGUGAUGACAAAGGGAGUGGCUGGCAUUGGGAAAACAGUCUUAACACAGAAGUUCACUCUGGACUGGGCUGAAGACAAAUCCAACCAGGACACACACUUCACAUUUCCAUUCACUUUCAGACAGCUGAAUGUGCUGAAAGAGAAAAAGUACAGCUUGGUGGAACUUGUUCAUCACUUCUUUACUGAAACCAAAGAAGCAGGAAUCUGCAGGUUUGAAGAGUUCCAGGUUGUGUUCAUCUUUGAUGGUCUGGAUGAGUGUCGACUUCCUCUGGACUUCCACAACAAUGAGAUCCUGACUGAUGUUACAGAGUCCACCUCAGUGGAUGUGCUGCUGACAAACCUCAUCAGGGGGAAACUGCUUCCCUCUGCUCGCCUCUGGAUAACCACACGACCUGCAGCAGCCAAUCAGAUCCCUCCUGAAUGUGUCAGCAUGGUGACAGAGGUCAGAGGGUUCACUAACCCACAGAAGGAGGAGUACUUCAGGAAGAGAUUCACACUUGAGAAGCAGGCCAGAACCAUCAUCUCCCACAUCAAGACAUCACGAAGCCUCCACAUCAUGUGCCACAUCCCAGUCUUCUGCUGGAUCACUGCUACAGUUCUGGAGGAUGUGUUGAAAAGCAGAGAGGGAGGAGAGCUGCCCAAGACCCUGACUGAGAUGUACAUCCACUUCCUGGUGGUUCAGACCAAACUGAGGAACAUCAAGUAUGAUGGAGGACGAGAGACAGAUCUACACUGGGGUCCAGAAAGCAGGAAGAUGAUUGAGUCUCUGGGAAAACUGGCUUUUGAGCAGGUGCAGAAAGGCAACCUGAUCUUCUAUGAAUCAGACCUGAUAGAGUGUGGCAUCGAUAUCAGAGCAGCCUCAGUGUACUCAGGAGUGUUCACACAGGUCUUUAAAGAGGAGAAAGGGCUGUACCAGGACAAGGUGUUCUGUUUCGUCCAUCUGAGCGUUCAGGAGUUUCUGGCUGCUCUUCAUGUCCAUCUGACAUUCAUCAAGUCUGGAGUCAAUCUGCUGGCAGAAGAACAAACAUUACAGAAGUCUGAAACUCAACAAGAAUCUGCAGGGACACAUCUCUACCAGAGCGCUGUGGACAAGGCCUUACAGAGUCCAAAUGGUCACCUGGACUUGUUCCUCCGCUUCCUCUUGGGUCUUUCACUGCAGAUCAAUCAGACUCUUCUACAAGGUCUGCUGACACAGACAGAAAGUCCCUCAAGGACCAAUCAGGAAACAGUCGAGUACAUCAAGAAGAAGAUCAGUGAGAAUGUGUCUGUAGAGAGAACCAUCAAUCUGUUCCACUGUCUGAAUGAACUGAAUGAUCGUUCUCUAGUGGAGGAGAUCCAACAGUCCCUGAGAUCUGGAAGUCUCUCCACAGAAAAACUGUCUCCUGCUCAGUGGUCAGCUCUGGUCUUCAUCUUACUGUCAUCAGAAAAAGAUCUGGAUGUGUUUGACCUGAAGAAAUACUCUGCUUCAGAGGAGGCUCUUCUGAGGCUGCUGCCAGUGGUCAAAGCCUCCAACAAAGCUGUCCUGUCUGACUGUAACCUCUUAGAGAGAAGCUGUGCGGCUCUGUCCUCAGUUCUCAGUUCCCAGUCCUCUAAUCUGAGAGAGCUGGACCUGAGUAACAACAACCUGCAGGAUUCAGGAGUGAAGCGGCUGUGUGCUGGACUGAAGAACCCACACUGUACACUGAAAACUCUCAGCCUGUCAGGAUGUCUGAUCACAGAGGAAGGCUGUGCUUCUCUGGCCUCAGCUCUGAGCUUCAACCCCUCCCAUCUGAGAGAGCUGGACCUGAGCUACAAUCAUCCAGGAGACUCAGGAGAGAAGAUCCUGUCUGCUGGACUGGAGGAUCCACACUGCAGUCUGGACACUCUCAGCCUGCAGCCUGCUGGAGUCCGAUGGUUGACACCAGGUCUCAGGAAGUAUUUCUGUGAACUCACACUGGAUCCAAACACAGCACACAGAAACCUCAAACUGUCUGACAACAACAGGAAGGUGACCUAUGUGAAGGAGGACCAGUCAUAUCCUGAUCAUCCAGACAGAUUCGACAGCAUGCCUCAGCUGCUGUGUAGAAACGUUCUGACUGGUCGCUGUUACUGGGAGGUGGAGUGGGAAGGAAGCGGUCUGAUAGCGGUGACUUAUGGAGACAUCAGCAGAAAAGGAGGCAGACCCGACUCCUGGUUUGGAGGGAACGAUCAGUCUUGGAGUCUCGAGUGCUCUGAGGGCGGUUACUGUGUCUGGCACGAUAAGAGAGGAACAGACCCCUCUUCCCCAUCUUCCUCUGUGUCUAACAGAGUAGCAGUGUACGUGGACAGUCCUGCUGGCACUCUAUCCUUCUACAGAGUCUCUCCUGACACACCCAUCCACCUCCACACCUUCAACACCACAUUCACUCAGCCUCUGUAUGCUGGGUUUGUGUUCUGGUCAGCCAGGUUUGGUCACACAGUGUCUCUAUGUUCUCUGUAGGAGAGAGAGUCACCACUUCCUCGUGUUUAAUACCAGCCUGAUCUCUCACUGGGUAUAAAUGCAGUUUCUAAACCAGCAGUGUCAAACAUACCCACUGGAUAACUUUGUAAAGUAAAAAAAUUGAAGAAAACUAAUUCAAAAUGUUCAAUAAAAUGCAGUUAUUCUUACUUAUUUUCACUCGUAAUUCACAUUCAAGGUUUCUUAUCUUCCUGUGGUUGCCAGUUUGACAUUGACAUUCUUAAAACUGACAACUGGUUAGUACUUCACACCUAAUAUUGCUGCACUUGUGAAGGUUUUUCCACCCUGACCUGAAUACAAUCCUCUGAAGAAAACAUUGAAUACAUAUUAUAUUGUCAGUGGAGGAUUUAGAUAUUGGCGAUAUGGGAAGCCAACCAGGGCAUCACAUCACAUCAAUGAUAUGUCACCAUGAGGGUCAAUUUACCUUGUUGGAGU